AUGGAGGUAUCUCUUUCGUUUACGAAGUGUAACCCCGCAUCGUGGUCAAAAUCCCGAGGUCUGGAUAAUUUGAAAGGGAGCAAUUCCAAAAAGAGCUUGAGAUACACCGAAUGUUCUCACAAAAUCCACCUUGCCACUAUAUUGUCCAGUACAGCGAUAUAUUUUCUACUAAUCUACUUCCUAAAUAUGUGGCUUUCUUCAAGGAUACAAAAUAAUCAUCUUCUGGACCAGCAAAAUAUGGUGAUAUCUAUAGUGGAAAAGUUGGAGCCUCUUUCCCUCCGAAUAAAACGAAUAAACAAUCUCGCUCAAACCGACGCUUUCUUGGAAUCUCUCAAUGUCGCCCAUGGCGAUCUACGCCCUGAAAAUAUCCAACUUGAUCGCAAUCGACUAAAAUUAUCCGAUUCUGGUUGUACGGCGAAAAUUGGAACAUUCUACGAAGGUUGUGCGGGUCCUUAUAGUACUUGA
Molecule: messenger RNA, 465 nt
Organism: Penicillium odoratum
Lineage: Eukaryota; Fungi; Ascomycota; Eurotiomycetes; Eurotiales; Aspergillaceae
Exons: 2
Coding region: 1-465 (154 amino acids)
Source: RefSeq, a predicted model, not a curated record